UCCCUCCAAACCGCAAAUCGAAGUGACCGAACCCUAGCUCCCAUCUCCGAACUCGAUUUCACCGUUCUUCUCACUCUCUUUCUCCAGCUCCGGCGACGCUUCUCCACCUUCCUUUCUCUGUGCGCGAUUCCUUCACACUUCAACGCUGAUAGCUUCACACUUUAAGGGAUCAAUACCGCUUUCUCAUUAUCACUUACCUAAAAAAUGAGCAGUUCUGGAGACAGCUCCCCGGAUUGGCUGCGUUCUUUUCAGGUACCCACUCCUGAUUCGCCGUUGGCAUUGUCAUCUGAUUCUGAUCCUUUACAUGAUAGUGGUGGCUUUUCAGAUGAGGAUAGAAUUGACGAUGAAGAGUCAUCUCCGAAGUCACCAAAGAAUCCAAAUGUCAACAAAAACAAGAGUGCUACAAGGAAGAAAAGGGAUACGCAAAAGGAGAAAAAUGGAAAGAGGGAGGAAAAGAAGAUCAAGCUUGACUCUGACAUCGACAAGGAAACCAAGCACAAAGAACCCAUUCAUUCACUGUGGGAACUGUCAUCUGAUUCCGAGUCAUGCCAGGAUCAUAUUCCAAAAACUGAAGAUCAUAUUGAUCAGGUGGAAACUUCUAAGCCCCAAAUAUCUCAAGCUCCUGCUAAAGUAGAAUGUGGGGAUGGACUUCAUGACAAAGAUGGAAAGUCUCCAUCCAAAAAGGCUUCAAAAGCAAAGACAUCCCAAAAACAAAUAAUGGUAGAAGGUUCUACACCAGUAAAAGGGAAGAAAACAAAGGUUAAUGUAAAUGGGAAAGGUGGUGAUGGAGAUGUAGAGGCUAAAGAGGAAGAAACUGUUGGAAAGCCUGUUGGACUGAAUGUUUCCUCCUCAAUGUUGCCUUUGACGCUUUCUGAGAAAGUUCACCGUACAAAGGCUCUUCUUGAGUGUCAAGGUGACUCUAUAGAUUUGAGUGGUGAUAUGGGAGCUGUAGGGCGGAUUAUUAUCUCAGAUUCCCUUUCCGGGGAUCCGGAAAUGUGCUUAGAUUUGAAAGGAACAGUCUACAAAACAUCUAUAGUUCCUUGCCGGACGUUUUGCGUUGUUAGCUUUGGGCAGUCAGAGGCAAAGAUAGAGGCCAUCAUGAAUGACUUCGUACAGCUGAAUCCACCGUCUGAUGUUUAUGAAGCCGAAACUAUGGUUGAAGGGACAUUGGAUGGUUUUUGCUUUGAUUCUGAUGAGGAAGCUGGCAAGAAUCAGAAAAGCACCCACCCAUCUGAUCAAAAUGAGAACGCCGAGGAACAGACACCUGGUAAAUCCAAACGGAAGGCAGACAAAACAUCAGGUGCUGAAAAGAAAAGAGGUAGAAGUACCGGCGGAAAAUCACAGUCAAAGAUAUCCAAGAAAAAAGCUCCAAGUUCCAAGAGAGCAAAAACUAAGAAAUGAGUCAAAGAAACAUUCUAUAACUUCUUAGUUCUUAUAUAUGCAAUAUGCCAUGUAAUUGAAUUAAAAAUACAGAUGCUAAAUCAAUUUGCCAAUGACGACAGAGAUGGCAAAUUGGCGAUAGAUCAGUUGUUGUUAGAAUUCUUACCAAACCCUGUGCAGGAGAAUUUAAAGAACAUAGUCUGCUGAAUGAGUUAUUAUCAAUUUCUUAUA
Molecule: messenger RNA, 1611 nt
Organism: Vicia villosa (hairy vetch)
Lineage: Eukaryota; Viridiplantae; Streptophyta; Magnoliopsida; Fabales; Fabaceae
Product: DNA-binding protein BIN4
Exons: 13
Coding region: 205-1401 (398 amino acids)
Biological process (GO): DNA endoreduplication; chromosome organization
Cellular component (GO): DNA topoisomerase type II (double strand cut, ATP-hydrolyzing) complex; nucleus
Molecular function (GO): double-stranded DNA binding
Source: RefSeq, a predicted model, not a curated record